Molecule: messenger RNA, 441 nt
Organism: Fusarium sp. VM40
Lineage: Eukaryota; Fungi; Ascomycota; Sordariomycetes; Hypocreales; Nectriaceae
Source: the annotation of a GenBank genome assembly
AUGUCUCUCAUGUCAACCGACCCAGGCGAGCUCUCACUGAGCAAGCUUCUCUCAACACUCACCACAAGCUUGCAUCCAACCACCUACGUCUUUGCCACCAUCACCGACCCUUCCCAGCUACCACCUCAAUCCGAAACCCAGAUGAUGUUCAAAGAAUCCGAAGGGAUUACGUUGAUCAUCAGUAAAGACUACGCCGAGUCUCAUCAGAUCGACUACUUCCUUCCAUGUAGAAUGAUCACUCUCAACGUUACCUCGAGCUUGGAAGCUGUGGGGUUCAUGGCUGUUAUCGCGACAAAGCUGGCAGCGAAAGAGAUUCCCUGCAACUGCGUCAGCGGAUUUUAUCAUGAUCAUGUUUUUGUGCCGCUUGGUCGGGAGGAAGAGACUUUGGAGGUUCUUUCACAAUUGGCAGCGGAGAAAAAGGCAGACGCGGACAAAGCUUAG